AUGUGUUACUGUAGUUAGGGGUAUUUUUGUCCUCAAGAAAAGUUGUUGAGCCCACAGGUCCCAAAAAGCAAUUGAACAGGCACUAUAUUUGGGGGCUAAUAACGCCCACAAGACUUAACCACCAGAAAGAGAGGCCUUCUUCUUUAGCUUCAUUGUCGCCUAUUUUCCUACUCGGCGAAAAGAAAGCUUCUUGUUCUGCUGUGAUAAUGGCGGCAGCGAAAACAUGGGUGGCUUUGGUUUUAGUAGUUUCAAUGAGCCUCGGUGGGAAAUGGGUUGGAGCCCAGGUGCACCAUGUGGUUGGAGAGGAUCGUGGCUGGGACCCUUCAACUGAUGUGGCUUCAUGGUCCUCCGGCAAAACUUUCAGGGUCGGAGACAAAAUUUGGUUCGCAUACUCCGCUGCACAUGGGAGAAUAGCUGAGCUCAAGACUAAGGAGGAAUUCGAGUCAUGUAAUAUCAACAAUCCAAUCAAAAUUUACGAGGAUGGUAUAUUUAGCAUAAUGCUGGAAGGGGAAGGGAUCCGCUAUUUCGUGAGUAGCAACUCUGAGAGCUGUAAGAAGGGACUCAAGCUACCUGUGGAGGUGAUGCCUCAUAAACCACAUGAUACCCCAAAAGUCGCCACAUCUGAAAGCGCAGCCUUGGGUCUAGCUACUGGGCCCACUCCCUCUGGGUCGGCCCAUCUUAGAGCCCGCUUUGUGUUAUUAGUUGCUGGGUAUUGGCUACUCUAUAUGUUUAUUUAGGGGCCUGUUUGUUUACUAGGUUUAGGCCUA
This is a messenger RNA of Hevea brasiliensis (rubber tree), 767 nucleotides long. RefSeq names its product mavicyanin-like. NCBI's taxonomy places the organism in Eukaryota, Viridiplantae, Streptophyta, Magnoliopsida, Malpighiales, Euphorbiaceae. Gene Ontology annotation, cellular component: plasma membrane. The coding region runs from base 207 to 737 and encodes 176 amino acids. The transcript has 2 exons. The record is from RefSeq and is a predicted model, not a curated record. Gene Ontology annotation, molecular function: electron transfer activity.